Cydia amplana is the source of this 5640-nucleotide messenger RNA. RefSeq lists its product as uncharacterized. Bases 1 to 5640 code for a protein of 1879 amino acids. Lineage: Eukaryota; Metazoa; Arthropoda; Insecta; Lepidoptera; Tortricidae. The record is from RefSeq and is a predicted model, not a curated record. Gene Ontology annotation, molecular function: nucleic acid binding. Gene Ontology annotation, biological process: DNA integration. The transcript has a single exon.
AUGAGUGAGACGGUUCAUAAGGGAGACGGUGAGGCCGUCGGGAGGGACAUUGCUCCGCUCGCGCAGGAAGGCGCGGGCCCUGCCCUUCACGAACCGAGGCCGACACCUUCCCGCGUGGCGAGCGGCGCCUCGUCGCGCUCCUCUGCCACCAUUGUCGCGCGCCAGCUGCAGGCGAGGGCGCAACAUGCGCGCCGUGUGGCUGAAAUAGAAAAGCAGGCCGCUGAGCGCGAACGUAAAGUUGCUGAUCUCGAACUGGAAGCCAGUCUCGCCGCCAUAGAGGCGGGCCCAAGCCGACGUGGAAGCCAUGGCACGCGCAGUCGUGCAAGCGUACAGGAAUGGUUAAAUAAUACGAUUCCUAAUACCACUGAGCAACAUUUAUUAAGUGCCAACCCACCUUUCAGGUCCGACGAUAUUGCGGCCCAGCGCGAGCCACUGGGACCGAGAGAGCCGCACGGCGCGAGUGCCGCGGCAUAUGAAAACUCUCCUGAGCAAAAUCGCCCUGAAGACGGAGGAGUGACUCGCUUAGUAAAUUCGCUCGAUAAGUUAAUUAACAAAGUAAAUCAAACAAAGACGGAGCUGCCGACCUUCGACGGCAAGUCAUAUUUGGAUUGGUUAGCUUUAAAAAGAGUUUACGAAAAUAAAGCAAAUAGUUUCUCGCCUACUGAAAAUUUAGCUAGGUUAUCGCGCGCCCUACGUGGGACCGCGCGCGAGGCCGUAGCGGGCCUGCUGGCAGCAGCCCGCGACCCCGCCGCGGUGGUGGCCGCGCUCGACGCGCGCUUCGGCCGUCCCGAGCUUGUCGUCAUGCAUGAAGUGACGGCGGUGCGUGCCCUACCUAAGGUAAGCUACGACGGUAAGGACCUAGUGAUUUUCGCAAGUCGUAUUCGUAACUGCGUAGAGGUAAUCCGCAUGUUAAAUAAGCCCGACCAUUUACGCUCCCCUGAGCUGUUCCAAGCACUGUGGAGCAAGCUGCCUGCGCUGCUGCGUCCGCGGUGGUUGGAUUAUGCUCAUUCGCGCAAUGGUAGCGCUUCAAAAAUUGAAAUGUUUGCCGAUUUCCUCUCGCACGAAGUCGACCUGCAAUGCCGAUUUGGAGGCGCGGUUGACUACACACCGGCUCUAACUUCCCGGCCGAUUGGUGGUAGGGACAGAGUUAACAUUAUCGCUGAAAAUAAUCAUUCGUCUGAUAGCAUUUCAACAUCAUUAAAUAGUAAUGAUUCUAGCAAUAAUUGUUCAUUAUGUAAACAAAACCAUGACUUAUUUGAUUGUGACAAGUUCGUCAAACUGUCAAUAAAUGAUAGGUGGCAAUUUAUCAAAAAGAAUAAAAUAUGUCAUAGGUGUUUGAAAAAAGGUUUCCAUAAAAACAAAACUUCAUGUAUGAAAAAAGUAUGUAGCGUAGAAGGUUGCGAAUUGCGUCAUCAUAAGUUGUUGCACGGGUCUAAAUUUGAACGCGUCGUUACUGCGCACGUCGACGCGGAGGACAACGACGGCGCCGCCGACGACGACUCCGACGACGACGACGAGCAAGUGCCAUCGACGUCUGGCGUGAUCGCGCCCGCGGCCCCCAGCCUACCCGAAGCGUCCGUUGCAGCUCCACUGCCUGACGACUCGGAACACGAUAUUCUGACGCAUGCGACCUCUUCAUCGCCCGAACUGCCUUCCGUACGGCCGUUGUUAAAAGUAGUUGCCGUCACCGUGUCCGGACCCUCUGGUAGCGUUGACACAUUCGCGUUAUUGGACGAUGGGUCCUCAGGAACGUAUAUUGAUUCCAAAAUUUCUUCUCGAAUUGGAGUGAAGACCUGCGAUAGGCUAAUUCACGUAGAUUGCGUACUUGGCUUGAGCAAGGACGUUAAAGUACAGUAUGUCAAUUUUAAUAUACAGGGUCGUCAUUCAACCGAAGUUCACUCUAUUACAAAGGCUAGAUCGAUUAACGGUUUAGAUGCUGCGCGGCAGUGUGCGCAUCAAGAUAGUGUGCGCAAAUACCUUUACUUAGCUGACAUAGCCGGUCAAUUUUGCUACGGGGACAUAAAGCCCAUGCUGAUUAUAGGACUUGACAAUUGGCAUUUGUCAUUUGCUACAGACGUGCGCAAAGGAACCAAGACACAACCUGCAGCUAUUUUAACAGCUCUUGGCUGGGUUUUGUUUGGUUGCGGUUGCAGCAAGACUAAACGAGUUGACGUUGUCAACCAUAUCACAGUAAGCAAGCCUGACUCCGAUAGCGAUCGUUUUACUCUAGAACAGCUUAUUAGGGAGCAAUUUAAGAUCGAUUCAAUUGGUAUAUCGAAAAAAGAGGCCCGCAAUGCUGACGAUGAGCGUGCCAUACAAGUACUAGAGAGCACGGCUCACCGUCUGCCAGUUGGCCGUUUUGAAGUAGGAUUACUAUGGAAGGCUGAUAAUCUGGAUAUUCCUGAUAGUUACAAGUUAGCACUGUCCAGAUUCCUCAGCUUAGAAAAGAAAAUGAGUAAAGAUCCUCGCUAUGCUGAACGUUAUCGUCGCAAUAUUCAUGACAUGUUAACCAAAGAAUACGCUGAACAAUGUUCUUCCAGCCCUGCUUCUGGACGUCCUGUUUGGUACCUUCCUCAUUUUGGCGUGAUUAACCCAAAUAAACCCAAUAAGUUGCGAACGGUACACGACGCAGCUGCGAAAUCUUACGGCGUGUCAUUAAACUCUUUGUUAUUGACUGGCCCUGAUCUUUUGCAACCUUUGUUAGGUAUUCUAAUGCGUUUUCGUGAGGGUGCCGUCGCUUUAAACGCUGACAUUCGUGAAAUGUUUCCGCAGAUCAAAAUUAUUGAAAAAGAUAGAGACGCGCAAAGAUUUCUGUGGCGAGAUACCCCUGGUGAUCUGAUUAAAACGUAUCGCAUGUCAUCCAUGAUUUUCGGCGCCGCGUCGAGCCCAUUUACAGCCAUACACAUAAAAAACAAAAAUGCUUUAGAAUGGCAGGAAACUUACCCUGACGCGGCUCGAGUAAUCAUCGACGACCAUUACAUGGACGAUUGCAUCACUAGCUUAGACGACGUCGGCAAAGCUGCCAAGCUGGCAGCUGAUAUUUACACCGUACAUGCUCACGCUGGUUUCGAGAUGCGCGGCUGGACGUCGAAUAAUCCUAGUGCGCUUUCGUUGUUACCUAAAGAAUCUUUGCUCGAGGUGCCUCACUCUACUAAUGUUGACGUAGAAUUAGGUCGCCUGGCUACGCCCGUUCGCACGCUAGGUCUUAUCUGGCAACCCGCUAACGACCUGAUUGGUUUUAAUACUGGCAUUAGGAAUGAUACCGUGUUGCCAGAGAAGCUAACAAAGCGAGAGGUUCUAGUGCACGUAAUGAGAAUUUAUGAUCCGCUUGGAAUCCUUGCACCAAUCGUCGUUCGUGGUCGUAUUAUGUUUCAAGACGCUUGGCGCAAGGGUUUGAACUGGGACCAAGAGCUCUCUCAACGUGACAGCGCCGCGUGGAAGUUAUGGUUUCAAGACCUGAUCUCCACUUCCAGUUUACAGAUACCACGCCGCUAUAACUUGAGCGGUCUCGAGGUAGUAGAGUGCGAAUUACAUGUGUUUUCGGAUGCUAGUGAGUCCGCCUUUGCUGCUGUGGCCUAUUGGCGCUUUCUAUAUGUGAAUGGUGAUGUAAGGCUCUCCCUUAUCUGCAGUAAAGUCCGCGUGUCUCCAAUUAGACCUGUCUCUAUUCCUCGUUUAGAACUUCAGGGUGCUCUAAUGGCCGCGCGCCUUGCCACAUCGAUAUGCGAAGCUCAUCGACUGAAGCCAAUGAGACGCGUUUUCUGGUGCGACUCAAUGACUGCACUGGGUUGGCUUCGUAGUGAUGCGCGCACCCUUAAACCCUUUGUAUCUCAUAGAGUUGGCGAGAUACUGGAGCUUACCAACAUCAGCGAGUGGCAUUGGAUACCGAGCGACCUAAACGUAGCCGAUGAUGCUACACGUGCCAAACGUUUUGUGCUCUCUCCAGAAUCUCGCUGGAUCUCUGGGCCUACCUUUCUCCUUUCCUCGGACUGGCCCGCUGAACCGCAAAUUGAUGUCAGCGGAUUGGGCCGCGAAGAGUAUAAAAACAUCAUUCAUCUUAUCACCGAGACUGAUCUGCCCGCACCAAUCUCUGCGGAUCCAAGUCGAUUCAGCUCAUGGCUGAGAAUGGUGCGAGCAACGGCAAAGGCGCAUCAAUUCAUAUCAUUAUUGCGAAUGCGUAGUAUGAGCAGACGAGGCGUAAACUGCAACCUUCCUCGUCUUGAAGGACUCUUAUGUACCUUCCACCCAACUUGCACAUCCUCUCCUGGUACCUCUAAUCCCCCUAAUAUCCCACCAAGAAUAACCGCGACUGAUUUACGUCUAGCCGAGUGCCAUAUUUUGCGGCAAAGCCAACUGGAUUCCUUCAAAGAGGAUAUUUUGCGGAUAAAGAACCGAGACCCGUUGCCACGAAGCAGCCGCCUUUUCAAACUGUCCCCCUUCAUAGAUGACAAAGAUCAACUUCGAAUGUGCAGUCGUAUAGUCGCAGCAACAGGCGUCCAUGAUGAAGUUAAACGACCACUGAUUUUAGACGGAAAACAUCCAGCAGUACGUCUCCUAAUAGCCAGAUAUCAUCAAAAAGCUGGCCAUGCUAACAAAGAAAAGGUUUUGAACGAGCUCCACCAAAGAUUUUGGAUUUUAGGCCUAAGAAAUGCUGUCCGUGUAGUGGCCCAUGACUGCCAGUUUUGCAAACUUCACCGUGCCAGAACGUUUCAACCACCGACGGGAGAUCUACCGGAGUCUCGCUUGGCUCAUCAUCAAAGGCCAUUCUCUUUCGUCGGCCUGGACUACUUUGGACCCAUACUUGUUUCGGUUGGUCGAAGAAGGGAGAAGCGCUACGUUGCCCUAUUUACGUGCCUCGUCAUCCGCGCCGUACAUCUUGAAGUGGUACACAGUUUAUCGACGGAUGCGGCCAUAAUGUGUCUACGCCGUUUUAUUUCUCGUCGAGGGACACCACAAGAGAUCUGGUCAGACCACGGAACAGCCUUUGUUGGGGCAAACAGGGAGUUACGAGCUCUUUACGGCGACUCUGUUGAAGAUUUUGCUGCUAACGAAUCAAUCAAUUGGCGUUUCAUUCCUCCCGCAGCACCUUUUAUGGGUGGAGCGUGGGAGCGGUUAGUUCGCAGUGUUAAAGAGGCUUUAAAAGUGACCCUCAGAGAACAGGCUCCUUCAGACGAAGUUUUAAGAACACUUUUGGCGGAGGCUGAAGCCCUAGUGAAUACAAGACCACUAACCCAUGUGUCACUCGAUGCCGACGCUGAUGAGGCUCUAACACCGGCCCAUUUUACACUUACAUCUCCAUCUGGGCGCCCAUUUCCCGCUACCCUCACCGAUGCCGAUCUUCUUAGUCGAAACCAGUGGCGCAGAGCAGUCAGGCUAGCUGACCAUUUCUGGCAGCGCUGGGUCAAGGAAUACCUGCCCUGCUUGUCACCACGUGUAGGAGGAGGGUCACCGCCUAAUGUUGCAGUGGGUGAUGUUGUGAUCAUUUGUGAUUGCAACCUUCCUAGAGGCUCGUGGCCCAAGGGUCGCGUGACCGCCGUAUACCCCGGCAGAGACGGGAUCGUUAGAGUGGCGGAUGUUGCUACCGCCGCUGGAAUCUUACGCCGACCCCUAAAGAAGCUCGCGAAAGUCCUUGUCUCUACUUAA